UUGACUUGGGUUGGUCCGACACGCUUGAAACUUUGGGCUUUGAUAGUUCGACAUGACCGGUGACCCUUCGUACAACUCUAGAGUGGGGGUGGGGGUGUCGACGAGGCUAGAAGACUUGGCCAACGACUUCCAAGUUCAGAUAUUAUUAAUGCAAUUCUAAAAAGUUAUCAUCAAGAAAACUAAUGGGGUCGCUGCCAAUGAACUGCUUAUUGUUGGCUUUUACAAUUUUAUUACAAAUCAAUGGAUUCCAUGGUUGUAUUGAGGAGGAGAGAAGGGGUCUCCUGGAAAUUAAGACAUUUUUUCAAUUGAUGAAUGGUGAAGCAUACACUUCGCUUCUUUCAUGGAUUCAUGGAAAAGAGAGCAACUGCUGCAACUGGGAGAGAGUCAUCUGUGAUCCAACUACAGGCAGAGUAGUCGAGCUCGAUCUUACGACUUUACGUAUUUUAAAAUCCAAUGAUCCCCAAGAUCUUAAUGUCUCCUUAUUUUUCCCUUUCAAAGAAAUAAGAAUUCUUGAUUUAACUGGAAAUUACUUGUGGACUUCUGCUAAUACUACAGAUACAACAAGUUUAUCCCAGUUGAGAAAGUUGGAGCACCUAGAUUUAGGCUACAACAGAUUCGGCAAGCCCUUUCUGAAAUCAUUGAGAAAUCUAAUGGCACUUAAAUUCUUAUCAUUACAACAAAACGGGAUGGAAGGUCCAAUUUCAAGUAAUGAACUCGAUAGCCUGAAUAAGGAUCUGGAAGUCCUAAUUUUAAGAGGAAAUCGAUUGACUGGUCAUCUACCUAUUCAAGAUCUUAUAUCUUUCAAGAACUUAAAGGUCCUAGAUUUGAGCGACAACAACUUCAUGGGGAGCAUACCUCAAAUUAUUGGGCUCAUGUCCUCCCUUUCGGCACUAUCAUUGGCAUAUAACAAUCUUACCAGUUUCUUGCCCAGUAAAGGUUUUUGUGAACUUAAAAACCUUCAAGAAUUAGACCUCAGACGAAACACCUUUGAAGGACAGUUCCCUCAUUGUUUCACCAGCUUGAGCUCUAUAAGAGUUUUAGAUCUUUCUAUGAAUCGUUUCAAAGGAGACAUUUCUGUCAUAAUAUCCAACCUCACAUCUCUGCAAUACAUCAGCCUAAACGAUAACGAAUUCGAGGGUAAAUUAUCACUUAGUUUAUUGGCCAACCAUUCUAAGCUGGAGAUCGUUGAACUGACGAAUAUGGGAAAAAUGGAUGUUGAAACCGAAAGUUCAAAUUGGACCCCAAAUUUUCAGUUGAAAGUUCUUCUAUUGUCCAAUUGUAACCUUAAUAAACUCAGUGGCAAUAUCCCCACUUUUCUUUCACACCAGUACAGGCUAAAACUAAUUGAUCUCUCCCACAACAAUCUGCGAGGAAAUAUUCCUAAUUGGUUGCUUCAGGAAAAUGCCGGAUUAGAAGUUUUGAACUUAAGAAACAACUCUCUUGUUGGUCAAUUAUCACUGCCUCCUCAUCAGAACAAUAGCAUUUAUUGGUACGAUCUGUCAAACAAUCGGUUCACUGGACAGGUAGGGAGAGACAUGGGAAGAAAGCUUCUAAGCAUCGAAUAUCUUAACCUAUCUAAAAACUAUUUCGAUGGUACCAUUCCAUCCUCAUUCGGCAACAUAUCUAACUUGAGACAAUUGGACUUGUCUUUCAACAACUUCUAUGGAGAAAUACCAAAAGAACUGACUGCAGGAUGCAUCAAUUUAUUUCUUCUCAAAUUAUCCAGCAAUAAGUUCGAAGGGGAAAUAUUUGCUACUAGCUUCAACUUGACAAGUAUAGGGAUUUUAAACCUAGAAGACAACCACUUCUCUGGAACUGUGUCUAGUGUUAUCGCUUGGAGCUCUAACAUGCAAAUGUUGGACAUUAGCAACAACAAUAUCUCAGGUGAAGUCAGUUGGAUAUCUAAUAUGACAGGCUCGAUGACUGUCCAGGUUGUCCUCAUGUACAAUAACUUCUUCAGAGGUCGAUUACCUUGUCAACUAGGGCCAUACAAUAUUUUAGACAUCUCACAUAACUCUCUUUCGGGACCUUUACCAUCUUGCUCGACCAUCAUGGGUCAUACACUUUUACAGGGAAACAAGUUCACCGGACCACUACCAGAUGCUUUUCUAAAUUCAUCAUAUAUAGUAACAUUGGAUAUGAGUGAUAACCUUCUGUCUGGUACGAUCCCCAACUCAUUCCAUGCGCUCUCCAACUUGAGGAUUCUUCUGUUGGGGUCGAAUAAGUUGAAUGGCUCCAUUCCCAACCACAUAUGUAAUUUGAACAAGGUCUCCCUGAUGGACCUGUCCCACAAUCAAUUCUCAGGGAUUAUUCCUCAUUGCAUCAAUAACAUCUCUUUCGGGAAAUUUGGUAUGCACAAUCGAGUAUACCAGUUAAGCUACUACGUUGAUUGGAAAUAUCGUCCAAUCUGUACAUAUGGGAACUUCUUGGUGAGGACUUAUGACCAAGUUAAUGCAUACAAAGAAUACACUGAAUACAAUAAAUUAGUUGUUGUCGAAUUUGUUACAAAAGGAAGGCUCGGCUCCUACAAGGGAAACAUCCUCGACUACAUGUCGGGAUUGGAUUUGUCAUGCAACAAUCUAACAGGAAAAAUCCCACGUGAAAUUGGAAAUUUGGGUUCACUUCAUGCAGCAAACUUGUCUCAUAACCGUCUUAAGGGUUCCAUUCCCAAAAUUUUCUCUCGUCUUUUGCAAAUAGAGAGUUUAGACCUUUCCUACAACGGAUUGAGUGGAGAGAUUCCAUCGGAAUUGUUGAAUCUCCACUUUCUGGAAGCGUUCAGUGUGGCUUAUAACAACUUAUCUGGUAAAACUCCAGAAAUGAAAGCACAAUUUGGAACUUUUGACAGGAGCAGUUAUGAGGGAAAUAUGUAUCUUUGUGGACAUCCAUUGGAAAAUAAAUGCUCUUCCAUUGGGGAGUCACCAAAAUCAUCAUCUAGCUCAGAAAAAAAGGACAGGAAAUGGUACAAAAUAGAUAUCGCAGAUUUUUAUCCCACUUUUAUUGUUUCCUACAUCGGGUUCUUUCUAGCAGCAAUUGCUGUUUUUCAUAUGAAUUUCUUUUAGCAAAAGUGUUCAAUUCGUGGUGUUGUGAUACUCUAAGUGCUAGAUGAUUAUGUACCUCUUAUAUGUAAUCUUGGGACUCAAGUGAAAGGUCUGUAGCUGGUAAUUAAAAUUCUCAAAAAAAACAUCAGCUUGUAA
Olea europaea var. sylvestris is the source of this 3194-nucleotide messenger RNA. Its product is annotated as LRR receptor-like serine/threonine-protein kinase GSO1. The record is from RefSeq and is a predicted model, not a curated record. The transcript is spliced from 5 exons. The coding region runs from base 183 to 3059 and encodes 958 amino acids. NCBI's taxonomy places the organism in Eukaryota, Viridiplantae, Streptophyta, Magnoliopsida, Lamiales, Oleaceae. Gene Ontology annotation, molecular function: protein binding.